This is a messenger RNA of Mesocestoides corti, 2409 nucleotides long. The record is from the annotation of a GenBank genome assembly. NCBI's taxonomy places the organism in Eukaryota, Metazoa, Platyhelminthes, Cestoda, Cyclophyllidea, Mesocestoididae.
AUGAUCGCCGUUUGCUCUGAAUCUUCUUCGUCGAAUCAGGAAUCACGCUCUGGUGUUUUUUUAAAUUAUGCUCCAGAGGAUACGCUAAGAAGCUUUUUGACGGAGGAGCAUUUUGCUGUGGUGUCCAGUAAGGUGGAGUCCGAGGAGACAGGCCCAGGUCAUAAUACACCAUCAUCAGAUGCUACCAACAAUGUGGCUGGUUCCACUUCCGAAGUCGAGGGUGCUCAGAGAAAGACAAGUAGUUUUGGCUCUACUUUCUUUCCAAAGAAAACCUUAAAAUUGUGUCCCCAACAACCACAAUGUAAUCACCUACUGAAUGGUCAAGAUCAUUCGGUAUCAAAAGAUGAAUGCUUGGGUGGAAAUGACCCUUUUCAAUUGAAAUCGGCCAACCUCUUAAACGAACUCCCUUUUACAAAUCGUGAGACAGAUCACGGAACAGGAACUUCGACAGUUGAUCACAGCGUUGAUGGAGAGUUAGAGGAAUUUGAGUUGCUUGAACGCUUUACUGAAAAUCAGUCGUGUAAUGGUAUGCAUCGAUGUGACUCUGAGUCUCAUCAGCUUUCUGAACAACAUGGAUCAUCUCAUAAACCGGCCUUGGAAUCGGUGGUCGCCUACUCGCCCACGUGCACAACUGGUGUUUGCGGUAGUAUUGAAUUGAAAGAUAAUCGGCAAGUAAAUAAAAAUAAGGAAAACCAUGGACUGCUAUGUUUCGAUAAUGUACAGGGUAAUCAUUUCGCGCGUUCUCCGGCUUGCCGUACUUUUGAAAGUGAUGAAGUGGGCCCAAUGAAGACCCCUAAACCGGUAUCUGCUGAUUUUGAUGAUCAAGUUCCCUGGAAGGAUGAGCAUGAAAUUGUCGAUUUACCAGACACGAACGAACUUUGUUUGAAUCGGCAACGGUCCUAUCCUAGUUUGCCCGUCAAUACGUUUGAUGCGGUGAAGGUCGACACGGAAAAGAAGCUCGACAGCUCUCCUGAUGGACCCCCCUCGUCUUCAUCCGCAGUGGUCAAAGUCUGGAUUUCGCGUCUUGAGGCUGAAGUCAACCGUUUCAACCUUGAAAAUGCGGCAUUAGCCAAACUUAAGGCUAAAAAUGAAGAGGUGAUAAGUUUGGCAGACAGCAUAGACCGUUGCAUAUUGGAAAUUGGAAGCUUCCGCCCAGCAAGCGUGCUGUAUCGAAAGGACCUAGAGUGUGCACUGUGGGGUGUCAGUAUGAGUGAUUUGUCCCGAUAUCGCCACCCAUCGGUGGUUGGGCGAAUCAUCUCAUGGAAGGAGCGAAAAGUGUUGUCCGAAUAUCACAGAAGUUUGCAAUCGAUGCCGAGAAAGCGUGAUCGUGAGGAAAUCGAACGCUUAAGACAACAGAUUUUCGACGAAAAAACUGAAGCUUCUCAACGGGAAAUACGCCUUCAGCAGCAAAACAGCCGACAGCGAGCACGGAUAGACGAAUUAACUGCCGAAAGGACUGAACUAUUGGAGCGUAUUAAACGGCUGGAGCAGGCCCGUUUUUCACGGCAGAAUUCAUCACCAUUGGAAGGAGCUAAUAGAGGACUGAAGGUCCAUGGUCAAUUUGGCUCCGUUUCGGAAUGCGUUAACCUUCGUCCGAAAACCGUGAACACCGUAAAUCAUGAGAUCAGUCAGAUGCAAAGGCGGAUCCAUUCAGCAUCCUCAGAACCAAUUUCUAGCGGCCUCGCUGCGACCUCUGAAGUAUCCACUUCGGUGACGUCCAGUGACUGUUUGCGUGAAGUUCCUGCUGCAAAAUCUCUCCCACCCUCCACUCUUUUAACCGAUCAUCUUCCUCUCACAAGUCGUGGUUUCCAAUUAUCACCAGUCCCCCCUGACUGCAAUGGUCGACCCGCGAUGCACGAAUCCUGCCAUCCAGAUAAUGCUACUUAUCCCUGUUCACCCGAAGACACUGAUAAAGCCUCUCUUCCCGAUGGUGCCGAAGAAGCAGGUUGCAGAAAUGGACAGAAAUCAAUGGCUUACUUCGAAUCCGCUCCGUCUAUGCUGGAACGGUCCACCCGGUCGACAAAAUUAACUACUGAGUUGGCAACUUUACCACAUCAACAGGAGAUCUGCAGUCAUCCUUUUAUCACUUCCAAUGAUAACCAGCCGCUUGUUGUGGAAGAAUCCUGUCGACCUGACGGAAUGUCGGUUCGAAUCUUCUCCAAUGGCGACAAAGUAAUCAGUUUACCUAAUGGUCAACAGGAAGUUCAUUGCGAAGCAUUCAAGCGUAGAGUCUACCCUGACGGCACGCUAAAAACGGUAUUCAAGGACGGUCGACAGGAGACUCGUUACGCAUCAGGCCGAGUUCGCGUGAAGGAUGGUUUGGGCAACCUCCUUGUGGACACUCGAAUAGCUCCCGUAUCUCGGACUGCAUCUGCCAACUUGGCGAACAUUAUCGUGUCUCCUCACUAA